AAUACUCGACGGUCAGCGACAACGACCGUAAUCAAAACAGAGGAUUUCAUAACUUUUACUUUGAUUCACAGGGAAGAAUUCAUUAAGAUAAUGACGUUUUUUUAAUUCAAAAUAUUUCUGAACGACGUCUUGCAGUUCUUUUUUUGUUCAUUUCCCUCACGACUGUUUAUUUUUCCAAGUAUGGACGCUCUGUGCGACCUCUGCUUGGCUCAGGUGUGCCGCAGCCUGGACGCUCUGUGCAGCAGGCGAGCAGACGGCUCCAUGUGCCUCAGCUGGGCCCCAAUUUUCCCACAGGAGAUGGCAGACCAGUUACUGCUUAAGAUGGCAGCUAAAGGGAUACUGAAUGACACAACCGUUGGGAUUUUCCAAAACUGCAAAGCACUCCGCCUGCACCGAGCUUCCAUCCGAUGCUGUCCAGUGUCUGCAGAAGCUUUCCGCCUGGCCCUCUGCCCUCACCGGCUCCAGGAACUAGACGCCUCCUGGGUUCCUGGCGGCCUCACUGGGGCAAACAUCAUCUCAGGCCUGGCCUCCAACCCCGAGUGCAGAUCCAGCCUGCAGAGGUUGUCCCUAACUGGGCUACAUGUCGACUUGGAGUCUCUGGUGGAGGAUGGAGGGACCCGUGUUGGAUUUAGCUCCCUGCAGGGCUUGCGAACGCUCAACCUUGCCAACACAGACCUGACUGAUGCCGUUCUCGAGGAUAUCUGCACUCUCCCUCGGCUGGAGAGCCUGGACAUCUCCUGCAGUGCCGUCUCACAGCUUACCGCGCUCCUAGAUUGCAAAAACACGCUGAGAUCUUUGAUGACCCACCGGCUGCGGCAGCUGGAUAUGACGCCUGCCAGGUUGCUAUUUGUCCUCAGCCAACUUCACGCGGUCAGGCAUUUAGACUUUUCAGAGGACCAUUUUGCUGUGGAUGACAGUGACGGGGAUGAGACCGUGCGGCAGCUUUUGGGUGGGAGUCCACAUAUCCUCCCUUCCCUUGUUUCUCUAGAUAUCUCUGGACGGAAGAGAAUCACUGAAGCAGCAGUCAGUGUGUUUGUGGAGGCCAGAAGUGGACUGGUCUUCUUGGGCCUGCUAGCCACCGGUGCCAGCUCCUGUGACAUCCUGUCUUCAAAGAAAAACCUAAAAGUAACUGGAGAGGCUAAUGAGAACCAGGUGUGCGAGGCCCUGAGAAGGUACAGAGACCGUGAGUGUUUCAUCCGAGAGGCCCUCGUCCAGCUCUACAAUCUAACCACUGACAUUGACAAACCCCGGCCAGAUAUGCUAGAGCUGGUGCUGAGUGGGAUGCAGAGCCACCCCACCUCUCUGCACGUCCACCUGGUGGCCACAGCGUGUGUGUUCAACCUGACCGCUCAGGACCUGGCAGUGGCCAUGCCCGUCAGCCUGAUCAGCUCCACUGUCACCCAGCUGCUGUACGCCAUGAAGACCUACCCCAACCACCAACAGGUGCAAAAGAACUGUCUGAUGGCGCUCUGCAGUGACUACAUCCUUCAGGAUGUCCCAUUUGACAAGUAUUUAGCAGCCACGCUGGUGAUUAACUGGCUGCGCAGUCACGAGGAUCCUACCCUUCAGAGGAUGGCUGUGGCUGUCAUCUCCAUUCUGGUGGCCAAGUUGUCCACAGAGGAGACCGCUCAGCUGGGCAAGGACGUCUUCAUCAUCAAGCAGCUGCUGGCUAUUGUGCAACAGAAAGCCAUGGUGGGAGUGGUGGACUCCACUCUGAAAUUUGCCCUGAGUGCUCUGUGGAACCUGACGGAUGAGAUGCCCACUGCUGCUCGCAAUUUCAUGGAGUGCCAGGGCCUGGAGCUGUACGAGGAGGUUCUUGAGUCCUACUACACUGAACCUUCCAUUCAGCAGAAAGUUCUUGGCCUUCUGAACAACAUAGCAGAGGUGGAGGUGCUACAGGUGGACCUUAUGGAGGAGGACCUGUUGGGGCACAUCCUCAGCCUGUUGCAGGACAACCAGGUGGAGCAGCGGGUCCGUUACUUUGCAGGGGGGACUCUGGCACAGCUCGUCUCCAGACCAGAGGCCUGGACCCUGGACGACGAGCUCCGCAGCACCAUACUGAAGCAGCUGCAUACAUCCAUAAUGACAUGGACCCAACUCGAGAAAGAAAUGGUCUCUUAUAGAUCGUUCCGUCCAUUUUGCUCUCUGCUUCAGACUUGGCAGUCCUCGGGAGUGCAGCUGUGGGCAGUCUGGGCAAUACAUCUGGUCUGCAUUCAAAACGCGUCACAUUACAGCAGCAUGAUGGAGAAGGACGGCGUGACUGAACUUCUGAGGGCUUUGGCUGCACAUCCCGACACACACAGCGACGUUAAAGGACUGUCGGACAGCAUCUUGCGUGUGGUAGAGAAACACCAGAGUCACUCAGGGUCCGUCAACAAACAGAUGGAGUCUCGAAACUCUUGACAAAUGUGCAAAGAAAUUACAUUUUUGUUUAUUGUUCAGCUGUGAGUAAAAUCUGCUAAACGUGAGGUUGCAGAUUGAGUAUUGGAUACAGACAGUUCACGUCAGUCAGCUUGAAUUUAAAGUUCAGUGGAAUAAAUGCUGUACAAUCGCUGGUUAUAAAAAGUUCUCUCAGGAGGUACCUUUACACUGUUGAUGAAUCGUUAAGCAAAAACGUUUACAGACAGGAUAUAAAGUCCUAAUAUUUUAUCUAUUCUGAGGUCAAAUUGCUGUUUAGUAUGAAAAAGUUUGACUGUAAAAAAAAUAUUU
This is a messenger RNA of Anarrhichthys ocellatus (wolf-eel), 2709 nucleotides long. Its product is annotated as protein zyg-11 homolog. Lineage: Eukaryota; Metazoa; Chordata; Actinopteri; Perciformes; Anarhichadidae. The transcript is spliced from 14 exons. The coding region runs from base 181 to 2403 and encodes 740 amino acids. Gene Ontology annotation, cellular component: Cul2-RING ubiquitin ligase complex. The record is from RefSeq and is a predicted model, not a curated record.